Molecule: messenger RNA, 1923 nt
Organism: Zygotorulaspora mrakii
Lineage: Eukaryota; Fungi; Ascomycota; Saccharomycetes; Saccharomycetales; Saccharomycetaceae
Exons: 1
Coding region: 1-1923 (640 amino acids)
Source: RefSeq, a predicted model, not a curated record
AUGAGAGCUUUUGGAUUGAUUAUUGCUCUAUCCCUUUAUGUCAAGGUCUUGCUGGCAAUUGCGGUAUCCAAACAAGUCAAGCUAGGUAACGUUUCUUACUAUGUGGCAGGCACACCCGAAUUAACUAUCCAUGAGAAACUCGUUAGCGAGUUAGUCGGGUCUUUGGAAGACUCAUUCCUUUUCCCUUUGACAGUUAUCAACCACUCUGGUAGUUUGGACUACUCUGUCCUAGAAUCAGUUUCUGCAAAUUUCUCCUCUUCCGACGACGUUUUUUCUGCUUUCUUCCUUGAAACUGUGCUGGUUCAAUCUUCCAACGUCGAGGUGGCUUCUCUCUCGAACUCAUCCAUAUCGACUUUAGGUGUGUCAAAUGUUAUCUCUUUGGAAGGUAAUGCGCUACCAAAUGGGCCUUACUUUGGUUCUUUCUUGGAAGGAAAGUUAAAUGUUUACAGAGCGUACAGACUAUACGCAGACCAUUAUGCUGCCUUCCAAUCUGGUAUCGUACCAUCAGAUGAAGAUGCUAAUGAUUUCAUGGUUCUUCCAGCAGGUGUUGCCGUCGCGCAUGCACAAACCAUUGCUGUUCCUUCGAAAUUGUAUUUUACAGUGACAAAAGAACAACCACUAGCAGGCUACCGUGUUGCUGUAAAGGAUCUGUAUGAUAUUGCAGGAAUCAAAACCAGUGGGUCCUCGAGAAACUAUUAUGACUUAUAUGAUGAAGCAAACGUCACAUGUCCUUCUAUUCAACGUGUUCUUGACAUGGGCGCAGUAGUUGUGGGAAAAUUGAAGUUGACACAAUUUGCCAACGGAGAAACACCUACAGCUGAUUAUGUGGAUUACCAUGCUCCAUUCAAUCCUAGAGGAGAUGGUUACCAAUCUCCUUCAUCUUCAUCUUGUGGCUCAGGUGCUGCAGAGGCAGCUUACCCUUGGUUAGACUUUACCAUUGGUUCCGACACUGGUUGUUCUGUUCGUUGUCCUGCCGGAUCUCAAGGAUUAUACGGUUUAAGACCAACUUUUGAUGCUAUUUCCCUGGAUGGUGUCAUCCCUAUGAGUGAUAUCAUGGAUACCGCAGGCUAUUUUGCCAGAACUCCAGAGUUAUUCAAGGUCUUUGGUGAGGCAUGGUAUGGUGCGAAUGAGAACAUCUCUGCCAACUACACAUCUUUCCCUAGUACAGUAUACACUUUCGACAUCGAAGAAGUACCAAGCGCUUACAUAGAAACCCGCGCAGGUCCAGAGGCACGCGCCAUGUUCCACGAUUUUGUAAGCAAUGUUGUCAGUUUCCUCAACGGUACCAAUGAGACCCUACCAGUUUAUUCCAAGUUCACUGCUGACACAGGAAGAAAUCUAACGGAAGUCAGUAACAACACAUGGUCUGGAUUGGCUGGCUACUACCAGUAUGUUAACAUUUGGGAAAAGUUUUCAAAUGACUACCAAAUGGCUUUCGAUGGUGACACUCCUUUCUUAGAUCCAAUUCCAAAGUUUAGAUGGGACUGGGCAUUUUUCAACUUCACAGAGACUCGUUAUGAAGAAGCACGUGCGAACAAGGAAUUGUUUGAUGAAUGGUGGAACACUAAUGUCACCACUCCAGACAGUGAGACAUGCUCCAACUCUGUGUAUAUGUUCUUAUCAAAUGUUGGAUCAACCACUUAUAGAAACGUUUACAGAACAGCACCAUCUGGGGGUCAAAUGUCAGGAUUUUCAGACUUAAUGAUUUCUUCUUUUGCACGUACUCCUGAAGCUAUUGUGCCUCUGGGAGAAAUUGCUUACAAUUCUACCAUCACCCUUACUCAAAAAUACCUACCUGUUACUGCAGCCAUUGGUGCAGCACCAGGUUGUGAUUUCAUGGUCUUGGAUCUAAUUGCAAAAUUAGGGGAGGCUGGUAUUAUCAACGAGGUUGCCACCGGUCAAAGACUCUUCCCUUCAAACUAA